This is a messenger RNA of Tyto alba (common barn owl), 9750 nucleotides long. RefSeq names its product kinase non-catalytic C-lobe domain containing 1 (gene KNDC1). Lineage: Eukaryota; Metazoa; Chordata; Aves; Strigiformes; Tytonidae. The transcript has 30 exons. Gene Ontology annotation, molecular function: guanyl-nucleotide exchange factor activity. The record is from RefSeq and is a predicted model, not a curated record. The coding region runs from base 1693 to 7431 and encodes 1912 amino acids. Gene Ontology annotation, biological process: small GTPase-mediated signal transduction.
CCCAAGCUUUAAUAUUUGUUCACAGUUAAAAGCCUGAAUUACCAACUUAUAAGUAUAUAUACAUUUUGGUCACAUCAAUUUAGUCCAAAAAUGUUAGUAAGAAGGCAAUAUAUAUAUAUGAAACACUCCAAUCUGCCUGAGUUUGUUUUUUUUCUCAGUAGCAUGCCAUAGCUGUGGAAUGUAUCCAAUUAAUGUUUAAUUAGGAGAAAUCUUACAACUGCUGCAGGAUGACUUUUAUGGGGCAGUUAAUCAAAGUAUCUUUGUUUGCUUUGCAUUAAUAUAUAUUUUAAUAGAGUAUUAAUCUUUCUGGAGAUUACUACAUACAAUAGAUAAUAUAAAAUUCUUGCUUUGUGUGAUGUACUGUGCACAGAUUAAUUAAUUAACAUACUCCAUUUUGACUUAGAAUUAUAAGAAUACAGGAAAGCAGAGUAAUGAAAAUUACACUAUUAUUUUCCAAGUACCUGUAGCUAUGAAAUUUAAUGACAGGACAAAAGAGUCUAUUCUCUUCAUCCAUCAGGUUGGUUGAAAUGGGAGAUUUCGAUGUGGCUGCAUGAAUGCUUAAAGUUAUAUCAUGAGGCACCUUCUCAGGGGUUAGUGCAGCACAUACAGUUACAUGUAGCUAGAUGCAGAUUCCUUUUCACAGGCAGAAAGCAGAAUGGCUAUGGCCUGUUUACACACCACCAUUUGCAGUUUCCAAUGGGGUUUACUUGAAAAAAAAAAAAAAAAAAAAAAGUGCCUACACAGGUGGUACUUUCACAGGAAUCCUUGAUCUUGAACUUUCAAUUUCAAAAGGAGUCUUAAGUUAUUUGAGGUACCCUAAGCCCAGUAGACAGCAAAAAUAGGCUAUGGCCACUAAAAAUAAAGUUGAUAAUACCACAUUGUUUUUGUUUGUUCUUGUUAGUUAUGGCCAUGAUCAUGCAAAUAUUUGUCCACCUGCCUAAUUUUAAACGCUGUAGUUUAUCCAGUAAAUCCAGUUUAUCUGGAGAGUCGGUGACGCUAAAACCAGGCCGAAACACACGGGCAGGCAGGGCCGAAGGUUAAGCUCUCCUGGGGUGCCCUCACGGGAGGAAACCGUUCACCGAUGGGAGCAGAUCUCGGCCAUAGCGACCGUCGGCACCUCGGGCGCCACGCAACGCCGGUGCCCCGGCCGCUCGCCCGAUACAAACCCUCCCUCCCCUCCGCCACCCCCGUUCUCCCGGAGAGCGCAGCCGAGCCGGGGACCGGCCUCAGCUCCCGCGGGGCCCCGGCAGCCACAGCUGGCACUGCGGCGGGCGCGCCCCUCAGGGCCCACCGCCACGCCGCCGCCUUCCUUCCAGGCGUUGGCCGUGAGCGGGAAGGAGGGGGCGCGGGGGACAGGCCAGGACCCGCGGCCAGCCGCCGGCGACUCUCGGGGCCGGGCCGGGGGGGGCGGCGGGGGCGGGCGCCGCCGCAGGAGGGCGGGCGACGCCGCAGUGAGGGCGAGGCGGCGGCGGGCCGCGUUGCCAUGGCAACGCUGCCCCAGCCGAGCGUUUAAGCGGGCGUCCCACGGCCGGGCCCCGACGGGAGGCGAAGGGGUUAAAGCGGGGCGGGCGUGUGUGGGCCCGGCGCCGUGGGGUCGGGUGUGGGGAUGAGCCGCGGCGGGGGCAGAGGGCCGUGCUCCGGGCGCGCUGGGAGGCAGCGGAGGUGAAGCUUCUUGCUCCCUCGCCGGGCGCAAUGGAGGUUGUCGACGCCGCAGAGGACGUGUUUUAUGAGGAGGAGGAAGAGGAGGCGGCGAGCUGCUACGACUUCGAGCCUCUGCCGACGCUACUGGAGGACGAGGAGAAUGUGUCCCUUGCUGAUAUUUUGUCACUGCGGGAUAGCUGUCUUACUGAGCAAGAUAUUUGGGCAAUUUGCCUCGAGUGUUGCCAUUCUCUGAAGAGUGUUGCCCAUUCUACAAUCUUCCAGACACUCUGCAUCACUCCUGACACUUUGGCUUUUAACACCAAUGGCAAUGUAUGCUUCAUGGAACAGCUCAGUGAUGAUCCAGAGGGUGCCUUUGUUCCACCAGAAUUUGAUAUCACCGGUAACACUUUUGAGGCACACAUCUAUUCUUUAGGUGCAACAUUAAAAGCAGCAAUAGAAUAUGUGGUAGAACCUGAGACAGAAUCAGAAUUUGGUCAAGAUCUGCAUACUCUACUGGAACAAAUGCAAGAAGAGAAUCCUGAUAAUAGGCCAGAUAUCGAGAGCAUUUUGUCAUUAUGUGAAGAAAAACUGAAGAUUGCUUCAUCAAGUAAUAUUUGUCGAAGCCUGUCUGCUGUUGGAAGAAGAGUUCUUUCAAUUGAAUCAUUUGGUGCUUCUCAAGAUGUCUGUGAUAACAUGUGGAAGGGAAGAAUGUGUCAGAGAAGUUUGGGAUCGAAAUUAUAUUCAAAUGAGAAAAACAACAUAGCAGGUGAUACAUCUGCAGUGGAAGAUGUGACAACUACCUGUCACAAGGACUCUUCUGUAGUUACUGUGGUGACUGACAGAGAAAGUGGUUUAAAGGAAAUGCAAAUUGAUCUGGAUAAUGAGAAAACUCAACAUUCUCAACUUGCAACUCAAGCUAAGAAGAGCAAAGAAGAGGACGAACGUGGAGUGUAUACUGACAGUUUUGCUAGUGUUGCUUUGGAUAUAAAAUCAUGUGUUAUUGACCUGGAGAGAGAUGGCAUUUUUAAGAAAGGUUCUUUGAGAAAAAUUAAAACCUUUCCAAAGCUACCACUUGAACCUGCAGAUACAAGUAACUUUUUCACUUCCGUAACCAACAGUGGACAACUAGUUAGGAAAACUCACUUGCUAUCACAAGAGUCACUACCUCUAGACAAUAAUAAUGAGGUUGCUUUUUCAAAGGGAAAUCUUAAUUCAUUUGCUAUUAGCAGUCCACCAAAAAUAGAACCAAAGAAUAACCAGGUUAAUGAUCUUCAUUUAGAAGCUCCAUGUGUAUACACACAGGUGUCUGGCAUGAAUCUAGAGGAACAUAUGUCACUUAUUAAUGGUAAAAAUAUAGGUUUUGCUUCAUCUGAUCACAAAGAAGACUGUUCUGAUGCUACCUCUGAAACGCCAAAUACAGCUGGUAUGCUAAAAGGCCCAAAUCAAUCAAUUGUUGGAGCAAAAAUGCUAGACAAUUACAUGGCGUUGGAAGACUCUUCUGAAACUUUUCAAGGGUCAAAUGAAAAUUCUUUACCACAUUUUAACAAGAUGGCUUCAGUGUUAACAACAAAACCCAGUGGGAACAGAUAUGGAUCAAACAUAAUUAGGUCUCCAGAAUUAAGCAACGGUGCGAUGAGUGCAAACAAUAAUGAAGAUAAUCUUUGUGGAGGCAGAGGGUCAGAAAUCAAAAGUAAUGAGCAGUGGAUCUCUCUAAAAAUACUGUUGUCCUGGUAUGGUAAACCUCUGAAAGACUAUGAACUCUGGGCAUUAUGUCAUGAGUGUUUAUGUACUCUGCAGACUUGCAUAGAUUAUCCAGAGGUCUUAUGUUUGGACUCUGUGAUGAUUGACUGCCAUGGAAGUAUCCUCUUUGCUGCUCCAAAAGCUGAGGAGUCUUGUGAUAUAUUUUAUUUAGCUCCUGAAAUUGAAGAAGAGAAUGUGGAUACUGAGAAGGUCUGCAUUUAUGGUGUUGCUGCAGUUCUGUGGAUGGCUGCAAAAUACAGUAUUCCACAGAGUCACAAACUAACAUUGCCAAGAAAAUUAAAAAAUCUUCUUCUGGAUAUGGCAAGAAAAAACCCUGACGAAAGACCUUCUCUAGCUGAUGCAAUUAAGACAUGCAAUCAUUAUUUACUUGAACAAGGUAUAAAUAGCAAAAAUAUUUUGGCAUUGUUGAAUAAAUCUGUCUUUAAGGCUGUUGAGGAAGAAGUAAUUUCAUCUCAAGAUCAUGUUGCUUUUGAAUUUAAAAAUGAAAGACAUGAAAUGGACCCUUCAGAGUCAAGUCUAGGAUUUGUGCCUAUUACCAGUGCAAGUAAACUUGUAGCAGUUAAAGGACCAAUACCAUGCCAGACUUCUCUAAAUUGUGAGAAAGCUACAUUACCUGAUGCAUUCACAUCUCCUGCAACUCAUUUUAAGCCUAUUAUUCUGCAACAAAAUGCAAAUAUAACAAAAGAGAUUCACACACCAGUUUCUGAGCAAUUCAAGAAAGAGACAAGAAAAGAAUAUGUGGACCACAACAAAUCAAGAUAUACAGAAGACUCUAAAAUCUAUGGUACUGAGGACACAGAUGUUGUUGAAACUGCAUCUGGAAUACCUGAAUGUGAUUUACAAAUUUCAGGCUACUCAUCCCAGAUACCUUCAGAAGGGCAAGAGUCAGGCAAUGCACUUACUUCUAUAGUUACAAUAUCAUCACCAUCUGAUUCCUCACAUAUUCUACAGGGAAAGAGCGUUUUAUCUGAAGUUCCUUCCAGCUCCUUAGCUUGUCCUACAUCUCCUAAUUUUCUUCAUAUAAAUAACAUCAUUCUCAAACAGGACACAGAGAAAAGGGUUUUGACAUUUGUACCAGUACAUUUAGCUGUAUCAGAGCAAAUACCAAAUAAACCUCUUCGUUCAAGAAUUGCUUAUGAUUGUUAUCAUAGUUUGCCAGUGCUACUUUCAAGUACUAUUGCAAGCUAUAAAAUGAGUACACAGACAGAAAACGAUGUCUCCCUUUGCAAAGUGCAAAACCAUGAGGCUACUAAUACACAGAACAAGUUUAAUAACAGUAGCCCAGUUAUUCAAACCAAUUGCCAAGAAAUUGAGUGUAUUACCAGUGUAGACAGUGUUUUCACUGAAAAAGAACACACACCAUGUACCUCAGUGAAUCAAGACUCUUCUCAUCUCUUUGAUGUUGAAGUCCUGCCCCAGCAGAAUAGAACAAGUGACACUUCACUACAGGAAGUGGUUCAUCUUAUACAAGAGGAGUUUGCAUUUGAUGGCUAUCUAGAGAAUGGAGUUGAAGUUUUUGAUAUGGGUAACUUCAUUUUAAACUUAAAGGAAACUAAGUUUGGUAUGUUCUCUGAUACAAUUUGUGAGAAGUUUUGUGACCUCUACUGGGAUAAAAAAUUACUGGAGAAUCUCUAUCAGGUAGUAAAUGGAGAAAGACCUUUACAUUUAUGCAUAACUGAAGCAGAUGAUCCAAAGAGUGGCAAUGUAUUCCAAGAUCUGAGGAAAUCUGAUAGCUUUUUGGCAAGCAGUGAUCAGACAGAGGGAGAAGGGGAAGCAACCUUUGAUGUGAAUGCUGAAGCUAUGAUAAAUACAUCAUCACCUAAAAUGGAUUUUGAUGCGUCACCUUCAGAUAAUAUUAAGAAAGAAUUGAAGCUGCAGAAUACUAUCCCAAUAGAGAAAGAGCAACAGUGUUUACAAAGCAGUGGCUGUUGUAUUGGUCCAGGCUUUGCAGAAGAAAAUACAGAGCGAGAGAAAGAGCCCAUGAUAAAGAUAGCUGGAAACGGCUACCUUGUGUCUCCCAAUGUACCUGACUUCCAUGGCUGUAGUCCUGGUUGGAGCAGUGCAUUUUAUGGAGCUGAAUGUUUUGAUUCAGAAGUUCGUAGUUACAUGAAAAACCUUGGAAAGCAGAAAUCAAGUGUGUCACAAAAUAUAGAUGCUAAAAAAGUGGAACUAGAACAAUCGCUAAUGAUGGAGACUAAAAAUUACAGAAAGACCGCAAAGUUUUACCAGAAAUUAUUGCAGAAAGAAAGAAGCAGCAAAGGUCCGGAAGCUAAAUCUAUGUUGCCCAAACUGAGAGGUCAGCUACAGGAGAUGAAAUCAAAAGUGCAGUUUCUUGAGCUGGUGAAAAAAUACAUACAGAUCAUGUAUGCAGAGCAGUGGGGUGUGGAAUCCUGUGUGCUGCCUACAGUCAUUCACAAUGAGAGAACUGGCACCGUGGAUGUGGCACCUACGGAUGAAUCAUCAUUGCUUCUUUACUAUAGCACAGAGAAACACCAAUGUAAUAAUCAAAAUGGAAUAAGAGUUCUGCAGGCCGGUACACCACUUGGUUUAAUGGCUUAUUUAUAUUCUAGAAAUGCAUUUUUAGAAGGUUAUGUACAGCAGUUCCUCUACACAUUUCGAUAUUUCUGCACACAAGAAGAAUUUUUGCAGUUUCUUCUUGAUAGAAUCAGUAGCACUUUAUCCAGUGCAAGCCUGGAUCCUUCCACAUCACUUACCAAAAUAUGUAACCGCAGUUUCUACAUCCUGCAGGCUUGGAUUGAAGACUGCUACAGUGUAGACUUUGCAACAAAUACUGGUCUUUUGUGCACCCUAAAAGAAUUUAUUUCUUCUAAGGUUGCUCCAUUAAAUGGCUAUGGUGAGCGCUUGUUGUCAUUGCUUGAGGAUGCUUCUGCCAGGAAAAGUGGCAGUGCUCAUCAGUGCUCCAGCAUGGACAAAUGUGAAGAGGAGGGCGAGGACAAAAAAACAUUGCUUUCUCUAUGUAAAAAGCUCUCAGAUGUUUCCAGAAAGAACUUUAACUGGAAACUUUCCAAAGGUAUGGGACCAAUUGCACAAUAUCAAAAAGAGCAACUAUACGCUAUUUCGUCAGUUUUGCCAAAGCCAUGCUAUAACAGUUUUACAGAAGAAUUUCCAGUCUCCUUUGCUAAAGCAGAUGAAGUGGGACCAUAUCUCUUAUUAGAAUACAGUGUGCAACAGCUCUGUUGUCAGCUGACAUUACUGCAACAGGAAGUAUUUCAUAAAUGUCAUCCAGUGCACUUUCUAAAUUCAAGAGCACUUGGUGUUAAAGACAAAUGUGUUGCUGUCCAAAAAGCUGUUUCUACUGAGAUAGUUUCACUUAAAGUGUGUAAUCUGUUUCUGUCGAAGUGCAUACAAGACCAGUACCUUCUACAAUUAUUAAGAAAUGCAGACAGUAUCAGCACCUGGGUUGCUGCUGAAAUUGUAACAUGUCAUACAUCUAAGCUGCAGGUGAGCUUGUUAUCAAAGUUUCUUCUUAUAGCAAAAUGCUGCUAUGAACAAAGAAAUUUUGCUACUGCAAUGCAAAUCCUAGCAGGCUUGGAAAAUCUUAUUGUACGACAGUUACCAGCCUGGAAAAUUUUACCUGCAAAAGUAGCUGAAAUAAUGGAGGAACUGAAGGCUGUUGAGGUGUUUUUAAAAAGUGACAGCUUGUGCUUGAUGGAAGGAGAAAGAUUCAAAACACUUCCAACAAUUCCAUCAGCCCGUGUUUUGGCUAUGCAUGUCCAACAGCUUGAAACUGGAGGAUUCACAAUGACAAAUGGAGCUCACAAGUGGACUAAACUUAAAAAUAUUGCAAAAGUUGUGAGCCAAGUUCAUGCAUUUCAAGAGAAUCCUUACACAUAUACACCAGAUUUCAAGCUGCAGUCUUACCUCAGGCAAAGAAUAACUUGUUUUAAAGAUGCAGACAUUUCUGCCUUGGCAGCUGACAACUGUGCCAACUUCCAUCAGAUACCAGCAGAAAGACAUUCUCGAAAAAUUCAGGACACACUGCGCAGAAUGAAGGCAACGUUUCAGUAAUUAUUUACAUUUUAUCUGUUUUAUUCCAAGUAGAGAUUGUAAAACUGGAUUAAGUUGACUUCAUCUCCUGGUCCAAAUCCCAAGAAAAUGUUCAAGUGAAGUGACUUAAAAUACUGGCUCAAGUUGAAAUGAUUAUAUUUCUUAACAUGGAAUUAUAAAAUACUGACUAAUGAGGAUUGAAUCCCUGGCAACUGGAUGACAGAUCAAAAGAAUAAAAAUAGAGAGUAUAGAUGAAAAGGAUGAUUAAUUUUAUCACUGUUCUUUAGCAUAUAAAAAUAAUUAGCCCACAAACAUCUAAAAAAUACUGUGGAAAUAAGUUAAAAUUACAGCUUCUGUUGCAGUUAGCCUAGGAGAGUUCAAAGCAUAGUUCAUUAAAUGUUGAAUAUAUUUUUAUAUAAACAUAGUACACUUGUGUCCUGUCACAGUGUGCACAUAAUUUAGGGACACAGAUCCUCUGCUAUGCUUUGACUGUUGGUGUGUCUUGUUUUUGCAUUGCGUAUUCUGAAAACUGUAAUUGACUUAAAUAAUUGGCCAACUUUUUUUUGUUUUGGUUUUCAUGUCAUUGGCCUAACCUGUUUCCAAAGGAAAGUAAGAUCUGAAUCUAAAUAUUACCAGUUUGUUGCUCUGUUUCUGUCCUCAUGGCUUUGUGAAAACAGUAAAUGUGAAAUUGUCUUUUUUUUUUCCUAUUUGCCAAUUUGUGUGUUCAUGUAUGUGUGCACAUUUGAUUAUGGCUUUUGCUCCCAAGGUUGCUUUUGUAGAUUGCAGUUCUCCAGCAGUAUUAAAUAGAAGAUAACUGUGUGAAAUUUGAAUCUGCAACUUGUAAAAGUUUGGUGCUAACCUAUUUAUAGAGCUUAUACUUACAAGACCUUCUAAAUGACAAUGAAAUGUGAUGCUAUUGCUAGAAAGUUUGUUGAGCUAGCCAAAUUUAUGCAAGGUCAAAAUAUUAAGGCUAUAAAUUAGUUAAAAAUACAAGUAUUUUGGGGAAGGGCCAGAAACAGCUAAAAUGACCUCUGUCCUGAAAGUGAUUUGCUAGAACUGUGUUUAAAAAAAAAUGAAAAAAAAAUGGUUUGAGGUAUGUGAAGAGCAGAUGCAAACUGUCUUAGCAUGUUUUAGUGACGGAGGAAGAUAAUGAUGUAAGAAAUGGGAAUGUGUACAUCUCUAGUAUUUUGCAAAUUGUACUAUUGUACUUGACUGAAAAGCAUAUGCACAUGUUAAAUUGCAGAUUUUUCAAUGUUUAAGAGGAAAGCUUCUCCUUUUCUCUUUUCAAUAAUGACAAUAUAUACAUUGCAGACCACCUGCUUCUCAUCUUCCUUGGUCAAACCUAAUGUAUGUCCAUACUUUCCAUUAGAAUCCUCAGUUACUUUUUCAUACUGAUAUAUUAAUACCAGACUAACUUUUGUGCUUGUUGGUUUAAAAACUGGAGAACUUGGUCCUCAAUAGGGUUUUCCUGCAUUUCUUCUACUUUUGAGAUGAUUUAUUUUGUUAUUUACUCUAUGUAGGUUUAACAUGUCAUUAAUUGUAGUACUCUGACUUACCCUUAAGGGUGAGUAAAGGCUGUUGUUGUUUCUCUAAAAAUUGCCAAAUAUGAAAACUUUUAAUCUUUACCUCCUAUCUUUAUAUAAUGCAGUGAUUUAAGAAUGUUAAUGAGAAUCUUAUUUUCAGACAUACUUUUCAUAUAUUUGAGCUAUAUGCAUUUAUUUUAAAUAAUUGGGGUUUUAUUAGUUAUUUGUUUUUUCUCAAUUAAAAAGUACUAUUCACUUAAAACCACACCUUGCCUUUGAAAGACAGUAAAAUUUAAAGUAGCAUAAGCUUUACUAAUGUAAAACUUGCUAAUCACAUGAUCUUAAUAAAUUAAUUUUAUGUAGUUGCCAGUCAGACUUUUGAAAUUUUUUUGUGGAUUUAGUUAUUUCUAUUUUGCACUCAUGAUAAUUAGCUCAUAUGUUUCUUACAGUUUUGUCAGGACCUAAAGCAACUACUACAUCUAGAAAAUAUUAUGUUUAUGACAAUAAGUGGUGCUAUACAAGAAUUGAAAAAUCAUCUCAUGUCUUCAGUAUAAUGCUUCAGUCUAUCAGAACUUACAUUUCUAUAAAUGCAUAGUACUGAGUUAUGGUAUGACUUGGGAGUGUUUUCAUCAUUCAGAUGUGUAAGAUUUUGUAUUUAGACACCACCCUACAACAACAACAAAUGUAAAUAGUUACUGGGGAAAAAAAAAUUUAAAAAAUCACUCUUUUACAGGGGAACUGGUUUGCUUUUGUCCAUGAACACUGACGUAUGCACAUCGUAUGUGACACAGUUUUCACAAUAAAGUUAUGUAUAGCA